AUGAAAAGCUUCAGAUCAAGUGUCCAAGGCAAGACCUGGCGAAAUGACAACUAUCUCAUCUCAACCGACCAUACCGCUAUUCCGGUCGCAGAUCUCAUAAACGCAUUCGCGUCAGAUGAAUUUUAUUGGGCCAAAGAGAUAUCAACGGACGCGAUGAAAGAAACCCUAGAAAACUCACUUUGCUUUGGGCUUUACGACACUGCCGUAUCCACCCCGACAGCGUCUUCAACACCCGCCUCCAAGUUCAUCGGUAUCGCCCGCUGUGUGACGGAUUUCGUGACAUUUGUCUACGUGACUGAUGUUUGGGUGGAUAGCGGCUACCAAGGCCAAGGGUUAGGGUCUUGGUUGAUUAAGUGUAUCCAGGAAACGAUAGAGCCGAUGCCAUAUCUGAGACGGAGCAUGUUAUUUACGGGCGACUGGGAACGGUCAGUGCCGUUCUAUGAGAAACUUAUGGAUAUGAAGGUGAUGAACGAGCCUCAAAGAGGCCAAGGCGUUGCUCUGCUAGAAAGAAAGGGGAGAGGGCACCCAAGUUAUGGCCAUGAAGGGACUGGCUAUAAUUGA
Molecule: messenger RNA, 561 nt
Organism: Clonostachys rhizophaga
Lineage: Eukaryota; Fungi; Ascomycota; Sordariomycetes; Hypocreales; Bionectriaceae
Source: the annotation of a GenBank genome assembly